Darwinula stevensoni is the source of this 246-nucleotide messenger RNA. Lineage: Eukaryota; Metazoa; Arthropoda; Ostracoda; Podocopida; Darwinulidae. The record is from the annotation of a GenBank genome assembly.
AUGGAUACGUCAGACUGGCUGAGAGAGCAAUUGAAAUGGGCAUUCCUCCUGAGAGAAUACAUCGGGGAUCAUCUGGAAGCGUCGAGAAUCCUCAAGGGAUGGCUUUACCUUCCAGCUGUUGGUGACAGUGUGGCUGAAGAUGAAGUGGUCUAUGAAAUUGAAACUGACAAGGCUAUGAGAGCUAUGGCACUGUCAUUUGGCCUGGCAUUGCAGGACAAAGGGGAGCCAGGCAAGCCGCAUCCAAGG